Eutrema salsugineum is the source of this 1377-nucleotide messenger RNA. RefSeq lists its product as uncharacterized. The record is from RefSeq and is a predicted model, not a curated record. The transcript has 3 exons. Lineage: Eukaryota; Viridiplantae; Streptophyta; Magnoliopsida; Brassicales; Brassicaceae. Gene Ontology annotation, cellular component: intracellular membrane-bounded organelle. Bases 153 to 1286 code for a protein of 377 amino acids.
GAUGAUGGUUUUCUUCAAGUGAUUGAUUGCGACCAUUUGACUCCUUGAUCCCUAUUAGAAAUCUUUUUCCUUUUAUCUUUUAUCCGCAUUUCAAUUGAUUCAAGCUCGGAUCUUUGUUCGAGUUUGUGCGAUCGAUCUAAAAGGCUAUAAGGAUGGUGAAACCAUCGGAUUUUAGAUCAGUUCAUGGGUUUAUCCGGUUGCAUUACAGUCGGGUCAACCCGGUUACCAUCGGCCGGUCAAACCCACCGCCUCUGUCUUCUCCGGCUAUUCCUUCGAACAGUGUUCCCCAGCUCCAGCCUAGGUUCAGCUUCCACAGCUUAUCUUCCAAACCCACUUCCACAAACGUGGGAUUCUCAUCACAGGUUCUGUCUUGUCCUAAGCUCAAUCCUAAGUUGCAGGCUUUGGGUUUGCCUCGUGUGAAUGUGAACUAUUCAUCGGCGUUUAGAUUGGUCUCCACUAAAAGCUCUGGAUUUCGAAAAGUCGAUGGCAAUUUCGCGAGAAAGGUUGUUGAUAGGCCUGUGAAAGCUGUUAGUUCAACUUUUGCUAGAUACCGUGAGGCUAUAGGGUUGCACAUUGAUGCCUUUUGGAAGAAGAAUAGUCUCAUUCUAUUUGGAGCUGGAGGAGUUUUUGUAUGUAUUUUCCUUUGGAGGAUUAUGUUUGGAAUUGCCAGCACUUUUGUUGGUCUCUCAGAAGGCAUGGCCAAGUAUGGGUUUCUUGCACUCUCCUCAGCCAUCGUAGCAUUUUCUGGAUUAUACCUCCGCUCAAGGUUCACAAUAAAUCCCGAUAAAGUUUACAGGAUGACCAUGAGAAAGAUCAAUACGGCAGCUGAAAUUCUUGAAGUUAUGGGCGCUCCUCUGUCAGGAUCAGAUUUACGAGCUUAUGUGAUGUCAGGUGGUGGCAUAACAUUCAAGAAAUUCAAACCAACAAUUAGGAGCAAACGAUGCUUUCUCCUAUUCCCUGUUCAAGGCUCUGAGAGAAAGGGACUUGUUAGCGUCGAAGUGAAGAAGAAGAAAGGCCAGUAUGACAUGAAGCUUUUGGCGGUGGACAUUCCAAUGGCGUCUGGUCCUGAUCAGCGGUUAUUUCUGAUUGGCGAUGAAGAAGAGUACAGAGUCGGUGGUGGUUUAAUCUCCGAGUUAAGAGACCCUGUUGUGAAAGCCAUGGCAGCAACUAAGGAGUUCGAUAAUCUUGACAGAAUCGAAGAGGAAGAAGACGCUGAAAGAGAACUUGAAGAAGCUGAAAGAAAGCACCGUGAAGAGAUCGAGAAGCUCGAAAAAGAGAGCUCUUAAUUCCUUUUUUCUUCCCCAGAUAACUUGAACACUUUUUUUUCCAGAUCUUGCAUACUCAUCAGUGGAUAUAAUAAAAACAACACCUUGAAUC